AUGUAUAUUGCUGCGAUUUGUCGAGCGCUUCUCGACUACUGGAUGGAAAUCUUUAUGAGCAGCGCAUUUUGUUAUUUUGUCGGCUCUGCGAUCUACAACCUCUAUUUCAGCCCCUUGGCAAGGUACCCUGGUCCAUUGUUGUCAAAGAUCUCCUCUGUUCCGGACUUUUACUGGUCGUUGACUGGAGCUCGGCACCUAUGGAUUGCGCAUAAUCAUAGAGUCUACGGAGAAGUAUUUCGCUAUCGUCCCGAUGGCCUUCUUUUCAAAACUCCACAGGCGUAUCGCGAUAUCUUCAACAAAAAAGCCAAUGUCAAGCGCUCAAAGUUUUACGACGUUAUGACCCGCCAUCCAGAAGACACCAGUACACUCACAGGAACUGAUCCGGUGCUUCAUGCGCAAAAACGACGCGUCUUGAACACUGUGUUUUCCGAAAAGUCGAUUCGCUCCAUGGAACCCCUUCUAGCUAAACAUGUCACCCGGUGGUGUGAGCUCCUCGUUGAUGGCGAUGGAGCCGAGUGGUCUUCGCCCAGAAAAAUGUCAGAUACUUGCGAUUAUCUUGUUCUUGAUGUACUCUGUGACCUUUGUUUUGGCCGGACAGUUAAUACGAAGGAACCGGGUGAGAAUGAGUAUCGCAAGAUCCCGCACAUCAUCGCAUUCUUCCUAAAGAUUCUAUAUCCGCUCGGCCAUUCGCCAUGGUUGAACCUUGUUGCAUGGCUCAAGCCACGAGGCCUUGACUGGCUUCUCGGGGUGAUGACUCCGCCACAAGUUCGGUUCCUAUACGACUUUGUGCGAGAGUCACUGGAUCAGAGACUGAAGCUGCAGAGUUCCGAGCCACAUCAAAGACGAAAUGAUAUGUUACAGCAUCUUAUCGAUGCAGUAGAUCCGCUAACGGGUCAACCAGGGUUCAACCCGGCAGCACUGGAAGCCGAGGUAGUCAUGUUAACCAUUGCAGGUUCAGAUACCACGUCUGUAAUCUUAGCGGGAUUCUUCUUCUACAUCACUCGCACGCCUCACGCAUACGCAAGGAUUGUCAACGAGAUCAGAAGCACGUUCCAAUCCUUCGAGGAAUUAAAAAGCGGCCCGAAGCUUCUGUCCAGCUGCCCCUAUAUGCGCGCUUGUGUAGACGAGGCAAUGCGAAUCACACCCGCCGGACCCUCCGAGCUACCGCGAAUUGUUCUUGCAGGCGGCAUGAUGAUCGACGGGGCAUAUAUCCCCGAGGGCACGACCGUCGGCGUGUCUCACUGGAGCUUCUAUCGCAACGAGGAAUAUUUCGCAGACCCUGAUACAUAUCAACCUGAGAGAUGGAUAGUUGAUUCAGCAACUGGAGUCACCGAAGAGGAUGUGGCCCGGGCCCGUUCAAGCUGUGUUCCGUUCACUGCUGGAACAACAAGCUGUGCUGGAAAGAACUUCGCCCUUCUGGAGAUUUACCUGACGAUUGCCAAAACGCUUUGGAUGUAUGAUAUGCGCCUGCUCCCGGGGGACACGACAGGAACGGGAAACAAGCAGAGUAUCUGGGGAAAACAUGACUUGAACGUGUUCCAGGUCAUUGACAGCUACAUUAGCAUCAGGGAGGGACCAAUGGUGCAAUUCCGCAAGAGAGCAUAG
Molecule: messenger RNA, 1605 nt
Organism: Aspergillus melleus
Lineage: Eukaryota; Fungi; Ascomycota; Eurotiomycetes; Eurotiales; Aspergillaceae
Product: cytochrome P450
Exons: 3
Coding region: 1-1605 (534 amino acids)
Molecular function (GO): oxidoreductase activity, acting on paired donors, with incorporation or reduction of molecular oxygen; monooxygenase activity; heme binding
Source: RefSeq, a predicted model, not a curated record